GCCUAUAUAUACUGCCUUGAGAAACCAUCUGUCAUUGAGCACCCACAGAGCAAGAACCCUGGUUUGAGGCAAUCCCGACCAAUACUGUCGAGCGAGGCAAGGUAACAUUUAAGCCAGAGAUGGCGACAGACGGACAGGUCAUUCCAUCCGCAAUGCAACUGAGCACCUUCACCAAGGUGACGUCGAUCCCCAAGGAGGAGAGCUAUAAAGACUUUCCGGUGGCUGUGCGUGUCAAGGCGCCGGAGAUGACAUUUCACGAGCACGCCCUGGUCGAUAUCGUCGCGGUUAUUGACGUCAGUGGAACCAUGGGUUGGAACUACGUCAAUGGCAGUGCCGUGCCGAAUCACAGGUUGGAAUUGGUGAAGGAAGCCAUGAAGAAAGUCAUCGAGAAUCUGGGUGGCGCUCAAAACCGCCUCGCUGUGGUGCCAUUCAGUGACAAGGUUAUUGAAGCGGGGGUAACGCCACUUACAGAAAUGACCAAGGAAGGCCAGCAAAGGGUCCAAAAGACGGUGGAUGGACUUAAACCAGGGGGUGGGACGGCCUUCAGAGCGCCCUUGCAAAAGGCCGCACAGAUCCUAGAUGACCGUAAGGCGGUGGAGGACCGUUUAGCCUUCAUCAUCUUCCUCUCCGAUGGAAAAGACACCUACGGCUUCUCGAAAGAAGACAUCCCACGGGCGUACCAAAUCCACACCUUCGGUAUCUCAGAAGAUCACAGUGCCGAAGCACUACAAAACAUGGCUACCGUGACUUCGGGAAGCUACACAACUAUCACCAACAAUGACCUGGACAAGAUCACGGAAAAGAUGGAUCAACUCUCGGACAAGCUGAGCUCCAUCGUCGCCGUCGACAUGAGCAUCUACCUCAAGUCUUUGAACCCUGGUGUGUCUCUACUGAGGAUAGAAUCAUGCACGGCCGAUGACACCAGUUCCAAGAGCCAGAUCAGCGACAACAAGCUGUCCGCCAACAUCUUCGUGCGUACUAUCUCCUCCAGCGAGGAGAGGGAGUUCACCGCCUACCUACACGUGCCGGAAAGCCAGGGCAACGGAUCUAAAGGAGUGAUGGAGCUGCUAACGGUGGGAGGCAGGUACAAUCAGAGUUGGGACAGGAAACAGAUCACACUCAGCGAGUCCGUCGUGACCAUUGAGAGACCUGGCUCAACGCCGCCGGCGCCGAGCAGCUGCAAAGAACUGAACUGGAUUGAGGAGCGGGUGGAGUACUGGUGCAAGGUGAAGCUGGACCUGUCGGCGAUGUAUGACAAGGCAGAGGCCGAGGCAGGGGUCACGGUGUCCGGUGGAGAGAGCCAGUGCCAGUGCCAGUGCCAAGACCUGCAGACCCUCCGGGCGGGGUCGCUAGUGGCCAUCGACAGAGCGAUGCACCACGACAUAUACACGGCCACCCUGCUCGCCGUCAAGCUCAGGCACUGCAGCCGUGGUGGCGCGGCGGAACCAGCGACCGAGAAUGCGCCUUCAACAACGGCGCAGGGUGCCAAGGCUGUCUAACUGUGAGAAUGCUUCACAUACCAAGAUCGUUGGAGAUGCAAGCAUCUAACGGGAGAUGGAGAACAGAGAAUGAUCCACGUAUACAUACAAUAAGAUGUGGGCCAAAGCAAAUGAAUCACAUCCAAACAUUAAAGCAGGUCAACACUUUUUUGUGUGACAAAAACGCUCCCUGGGAUCAUGAAGAACUGGAAAAAUAGUCUAGUAUGUAAUGGAAGGCAAACUAGUUUUGAAUGAGACCAGUUUAAUGAACCAUGAUGUUCUAAGAGUAUUUGACAAUUGUAUGAUAAUUGUAUGGCAACCAUUCUUCUGUAUCUAGGUAUACAGGAGUAUGCACUUAAGCACCUAAACAAAGUAUUCCGUUGAGUGCUC
Setaria italica (foxtail millet) is the source of this 1868-nucleotide messenger RNA. RefSeq lists its product as uncharacterized. The transcript has 4 exons. NCBI's taxonomy places the organism in Eukaryota, Viridiplantae, Streptophyta, Magnoliopsida, Poales, Poaceae. The coding region runs from base 120 to 1499 and encodes 459 amino acids. The record is from RefSeq and is a predicted model, not a curated record.